UCCUCCAGCUCUCCGUCUACACCCCCGGGUCCUCCGCCUCAAGAAUCGAGACGGACUACUCCGAUUCCCCCGUCCCUAAGCGCCGAUUCGAGGUCCCCGACGUCCUCCUCCCGACUCGACGCCGGCCGCCUCUACCUCUCCCGGUUCCGCUCUGCGGACCAGUCCUCGUCGGUCUUCUUUCUCUCUGAUGGAUUUGAGGCCGUGAUCAAGCACGACCCGUUCGAGCUCGUGGUUAGGUCCUCGGACGGGGCGAAAGAUCCGAUCUUGUCGCUGAAUUCGUACGGGUUGUUUGAUUUCGAGACGCUUAGGGUUAGGAAAGAGGGGGAGGAUUGGGAGGAGAGGUUUAGGUCGCAUACGGAUACGAGGCCGCACGGUCCACAGUCGAUUAGCUUUGAUGUGUCUUUCCAUGGGGCUGAGUUUGUGUAUGGGAUCCCGGAGCAUGGGUCGGAUUCACUGGCGUUGAAGUACACUAGAGGUCCAGGGGUGGAGGAGUCAGAGCCUUAUAGGUUGUUUAAUCUUGAUGUGUUUGAGUAUCUGCAUGAUUCGCCGUUUGGGAUUUAUGGGUCGAUUCCUUAUAUGAUUUCACAUGGAACGAAAUCGUCAGCUGGGUUCUUUUGGCUCAAUGCUGCAGAGAUGCAGAUAGAUGUUCUUGGUCCUGGGUGGAGUGGGGAUGAUCAGAGUGGGAAGAAGAGAGUUGAUACUCUUUGGAUGACUGAAGCUGGGAUUGUGGAUGCAUUCUUCAUGGUUGGCCCGGGACCAAAGGAUGUGAUGAGGCAAUAUGCGAGCCUCACUGGGACUCAGGCGAUGCCGCAGGAGUUUGCGAUAGCGUACCACCAGUGCCGAUGGAAUUAUAGAGAUGAGGAGGAUGUGGCUAAUGUAGAUAGUGGGUUUGAUGAGCAUGAUAUUCCUUAUGAUGUGUUGUGGCUUGAUAUAGAGCAUACUGAUGCAAAGAAGUACUUUACUUGGGAUAGAGUGUUGUUCCCUAACCCGGAGGAGAUGCAGAAGAAGCUGGCGGCAAAGGGGAGGCGCAUGGUUACGAUUGUUGAUCCUCAUAUUAAGAGGGAUGAUUCGUAUUAUAUUCAUAAGGAGGCGACGGAGAAGGGUCACUAUGUAAAGGAUGCAUCAGGGAAGGAUUUUGAUGGGUGGUGUUGGCCUGGAUCAUCAUCGUAUCUUGAUAUGCUAAGUCCGGAGAUAAGGGAGUGGUGGGCGGAGAAGUUUUCAUUGGAGAAUUACAAGGGUUCUACUCGCUCGUUGUAUAUAUGGAAUGAUAUGAAUGAACCUUCAGUGUUUAAUGGCCCUGAGGUAACUAUGCCUAGAGAUGCUAUCCAUUAUGGAGGCGUGGAGCACAGGGAGGUACAUAAUGCCUAUGGAUACUACUUUCAUAUGGCAACAUCUAAUGGGCUAUUAAAACGAGGUGAUGGAAAGGACAGGCCUUUUGUUUUGUCACGGGCUUUCUUUGCAGGAAGCCAACGGUAUGGUGCAGUCUGGACAGGAGAUAAUUCUGCAGAUUGGGACCAUCUCAAAGCUUCAGUCCCAAUGGUUUUAACCCUUGGACUUACCGGCAUCUCAUUCUCUGGAGCUGAUGUUGGUGGUUUCUUUGGGAACGUAGAAACUGAUUUGUUAGUGCGUUGGUACCAAUUAGGAGCUUAUUAUCCUUUCUUUAGGGCCCAUGCCCAUCAUGAUACAAGGAGACGAGAACCAUGGCUAUUCGGAGAAAAGAACACCGCUUUGAUGAGAGAGGCUAUACAUAUUCGAUAUUCACUGCUACCAUAUUAUUAUACCUUGUUUAGAGAGGCUAGUUUGAGCGGUAUCCCUAUAAUGCGUCCUUUAUGGUUGGAGUUCCCUGAUGAUAAGGAAACAUUUAACAAUGGUGAUGCCUUCAUGGUUGGUCCAAGCAUAUUAGUCCAGGGGAUUUAUCAAGAGGGGCAAAAAUCUGUAUCAGUUUAUCUACCUGGCAAAGAGUCUUGGUAUAAUCUGAGAAAUGGCCUUUCUUUUGCUGGAGGUGUAACCCACAAACUUGAAGUUUUAGAAGACAGCAUACCUAGUUUCCAGAGAGCAGGUACAAUUGUACCAAGAAGAGAGAGAUUCCGGAGAAGUUCAACUCAAAUGGUGAAUGACCCCUACACUCUGGUUAUUGCUUUAAACAGUUCUCUUGCUGCCGAAGGUGAGCUGUAUAUUGAUGAUGGCAAAAGCUAUGACUUUGAACAUGGGGCAUACAUCCAUCGCCGCUUUACUUUCUCAAAUGGCAAGCUGACAUCAUCAAGUUUAAGGCCUAGCAAUCUUGAUAUGGAGUUCUCUUCAAACUGCGUUAUUGAGAGGAUUAUACUUCUGGGAUUACCUGCCGGAGCUAAAAAAGCAGUAACUGAACCAGGAAAUCAUGAAAUUGAGAUAGAACCAGGCCCACUUAUGCUACGAGGUGGGGCAAGCUCAGUAGCCCUUGUAGUUCGCAAGCCAAAUCUCCGCAUCUCGGAUGAUUGGACCCUGAGGAUUUUGUAGAACUUCCCUCUCUUAAAUGAGAUAUUCUGAACCAAUGAGCGGAUAUAUGUUAGCUUAUUCGGGUUCGUCGUGUAAUGGAUGGGAAUUAGGCCAUCAUUCAACUUUUAGAUAAUUAUGACUUUGUUAGAUUCUUCGAUUUUUGGUACAUGUAUAAGCACUGCACACCGAGAAAACCUCCAUUGUGCUAUCUAUGAUGAAGUGAUGUGUUCCUCGCCUACAUGUUUUAUUUGGGAUUGUUGGUCUUGGGACA
Asparagus officinalis (garden asparagus) is the source of this 2746-nucleotide messenger RNA. Its product is annotated as probable glucan 1,3-alpha-glucosidase. The record is from RefSeq and is a predicted model, not a curated record. The transcript has 6 exons. Gene Ontology annotation, molecular function: alpha-glucosidase activity; carbohydrate binding. Gene Ontology annotation, biological process: N-glycan processing; carbohydrate metabolic process. NCBI's taxonomy places the organism in Eukaryota, Viridiplantae, Streptophyta, Magnoliopsida, Asparagales, Asparagaceae. The annotation marks the transcript as partial.